GCGCUCUGCAUAUGCGGAAGUGCGAGACUUGCUGUACUGUGUGUAUUUUGCUAUGUUUUCAUGUGUUUGAGGACAGACUGAUCGUUUGUAAUGUCUGUGCCCUGUCUGCAUAAAGUGAGUCGUCUAUAUGAACGGUAUGAGGAGUAUGUGAAGACGAACCCAGCGGCCACGGCUCAUCUGGAGAGCGCAGUGCGCACUCUCAGUUACCUGAUCGCAGGUCGCUUCUCUGACUCUCAUGAACUCUCCGAGUUGGUCUACUCUGCAUCCAACCUGCUAGUGCUUCUGAAUGAUGGCAUCUUGAGGAAGAAUCUGUCUCGGACGUUGCCUGUGUCUCUUUCCCAACACAAGCUGCUAUCCUGGUUGUCGGUUCUGGAGUAUGUGGAGGUGUUCACAGAGAUGGCGGCCCGAAAACUGUGGGGGGAAGCUGGACGCUGGCUUGUCAUUGUUCUGAUUCAGAUUGGCAAAGCGAUACUGCGCUGUCUCCUGCUUUUCUGGUACAAAUCAGGCAUCCAGACAUCACCACCUAUAACUCCUCUGGACAGGGAUUCACAGCUCUGCAGUGGAGAGAGGAAUACUGAAGAGGAGGAAGACACAACUUUUGUCGGCCAGCGUUCAGGGAGAGCGAUACGACCACUGGGAAACACACCCUCAUUACAGUCUCGUCUUUGGGGUCUCCCUCAGAAAACUACAGUAGGCAGGAAUCAGGAGGAGGUGCUCCACCCAAGCCCCAGCCCUCUGGGUCUUCAGGAAACUAUUGCAGAGUCACUGUACAUCGCACGACCGCUAGUUCAUUUGGCCAGUCUUGGGGUUUGUGGAAAGCAUUCCUGGAAACCGUGGAUCAUCUCUGGUCUCUUGGAGAUAACCAGUUUCAGUUUGCUGAGUGACAUGAAGACGAUGAACCGCAAAGAGCGAGCUGAGAGAAGGAGACGGGCUUUCCUUCUCCUGUAUUACCUGCUCCGCUCCCCCUUCUAUGACCGAUACUCUGAGACAAAGAUCCUAUACCUCCUACGCUUCCUGGCUGAUUAUGUUCCUGGAGUGGGUUUGGUUACACGUCCACUUAUGGACUACUUGCCCAUUUGGCAGAAGAUCUACUUUUAUAACUGGGGCUGAUGUCAGAGUAAAUCAUUCACAGGUCAUCACAGCCAAACUGUUAGUGAGAUGAGCAGAAGCCAUUUGCCGGAUGCUUCCGCAACAAUUGAGGACUGAAAUCACACCUGUGCCAGGAUAUAACGAUAUUAAUUAAGAAGUUUUGCAGCAAAGAUGCUAAACGUCAUUUUUCGUCAAGCGAAUGUGGAUAAUGAAUUUCUAAUCUGUGCAUUUUUAUCUGUCUUAGUUCACACAUUUGUACACGCCUGAGCUUUUGUGUGCCAUUUUUGCGCUGAUUAAAUCAGUUCACAAAUGACUUUUGAGUCACAGUGCGAACUCUCUCCCAUUACAUAUCCCUCUGUCAACACAAAUGUUUUCUUUCUCAUUUAGCCUGGGAAUAGGUUUACUGAACAGAAUAAUUGGCUGGCUGAGAUGAAGUCACACAGACAGCUGUUUGAGUUUGUUUUGUUUCUGUUCAGUUUGUCAACUAAGUACCAUGCAGCAGUUUAUUAUUUUUUAUAAACAAUUAGUUCACCCACAAAUUGUGGCCUAGUGGUUAGAGAGUCGGUCUUGUGACCUGAAGGUCGCCGGUUCGAUUAUCAGCUCUCCGGACGCUGUUGUUAUAGCUGCCCACUUCUCUGGGUGUAUGUGUGUUCAUGACUUGCUGUCAUCAUUUACUCACCCUUGAGUUGUUUCUUAAUCUGUAUACAUUUCUUUGUUCUGAUGAACAAUGCAGAAUGCUUGUAACCAAACAGAUCUUGGUCACCACUUACUACCAUUGUAGGAAAAAUUACACUGGCAGUCAAAAGUGCCCAGAGCGUUUUGCUGUCAUACAUUCUUCAAAAUAUCUUCUAUUAUGUUCAACAGAAUUAAGAAAUGCAUACAGAUUUUGAGCAGCUUGAGGGUUUAUGAAGACCGAAUUUUCAUUUUUAGGUGAACUGUCUCUUUAAGAGUAUAAGGCCCUAUGAAACCUGUUGUAGAUCUAAAAUGCAUAUCAGAGUUUCUUAUUUCAAAACAAAAGCAUGUUUAAGGAAACCCUAAAUGGCGCCCUCAAAUAUAUUUUAACAGGAUAGCUACAUUUUAUCAUUACAUUGCAUUAUCCCUGGGUAACGAUUCCACUUGUUUAACAGGCCUCGAAUGAGACUUCUAAGCCUAAACCAGCAUUGGAAGCAUUGAAUAAUAAGAAAUUGUUUUUAUUCACUAUGUGAAAUGAACUCAUCUUUUCGAAAAUCCAUCAAUGUUUUGAUUCAGAGACCUGGAGCAACAGAAAAGCAUGACUGUUUUAAAAUGCUGAAAGUGUGAAAUGGAUAAUUGGUUUGGUAUACACCUCUAUGCCUUUAAUAAAUCUUUAAAUAAUA
Messenger RNA from Triplophysa dalaica, 2444 nucleotides. It is a transcript of the gene pex16, whose product is annotated as peroxisomal biogenesis factor 16. The transcript is spliced from 11 exons. Bases 91 to 1110 code for a protein of 339 amino acids. Gene Ontology annotation, biological process: peroxisome organization. Gene Ontology annotation, cellular component: peroxisomal membrane. The record is from RefSeq and is a predicted model, not a curated record. Lineage: Eukaryota; Metazoa; Chordata; Actinopteri; Cypriniformes; Nemacheilidae.